Messenger RNA from Epinephelus lanceolatus (giant grouper), 5991 nucleotides. RefSeq names its product beta-1,4-N-acetyl-galactosaminyl transferase 4a (gene b4galnt4a). The record is from RefSeq and is a predicted model, not a curated record. Gene Ontology annotation, cellular component: Golgi cisterna membrane. Gene Ontology annotation, molecular function: acetylgalactosaminyltransferase activity. NCBI's taxonomy places the organism in Eukaryota, Metazoa, Chordata, Actinopteri, Perciformes, Serranidae.
AUGCUGCGCUUCCCCGUGAAGAAGAUCCGGAAGCAGUUCAAGCUCCUGCUGCUGCUGGUACUGCUCACCUCCGCCGUGUGGUUCACCUACCUGCACAUCAACCAGGGCAAGACCAUCAAACUGCACUUCAACUACGGAAAAGAUGGAGAUAGACAGACGGAGGGGACAGACGCCAGCCGCAAGAGGGACGCUCGCUCCUCAGCUGGCCACCACAAGAGUGAGGACACCAGCGACAGCAGGGAGGACGAGGCUGCAGAUGAUGAGCCAAUCACAGGCGGGGCUGAUGGCAGAGACCAUACCCGCAUCCGGAAGUUUCUCAGCCAGCGGCACAAGAAAUUGCCAUGGAAACCGGAGUAUAAGGGCCAGGCCAACCUGCAUGUGUUUGAGGACUGGUGUGGAUCCUCUGUAGCCCAACUCAGAAAGAACCUGCACUUCCCUCUCUACCCUCAUACCAGAACCACACUGAGGAAGCUGGCAGUCGCUCCAAAGUGGAAGAACUAUGGCCUAAGAAUAUUUGGCUUCCUUCACCCUUACAGAGAUGGUGAUUUCCAGUUCUCGGUAUCAUCGGAUGAUAACUCUGAGUUCUGGCUGAGUCCUGAUGAGAGCCCUCUCAACGCCAGACUGCUGGUGUAUGUAGGACAGCUGGGUACAGAGUGGACCGCUCCAGGCGAGUUCAGCAAGUUCAGGUCCCAGUCCUCCAAGUCUGUGCACCUAAUCUCGUCCAGACGAUACUACUUUGAGAUCCUCCACAAGCAGGAUGACAAGGGCUCAGAUCACGUGGAAGUUGGGUGGCGUCCCUUCCUCCCCGGUCUGAAAUAUGAAGUGAUAGACUCGGCCUACAUCUCCCUGUACACAGACGAGUCCAAUCUGAAGAUGAACAGCGUGGACCACAUCCCCCAGACCUUGGCCAGUCACAUCCGUCUCCCAGAGGAGGCUCAGCCCCAGGGUCUGGAGGGAGGCAGCGUCAUGCAGCACGGAGCGGAUAUGCUGAAGCCAGACCCCAGGGACACCUUCUACAGCACUCCGAUGAUCGACCCCUCCCGACUGGAAAAUGUUCUUCCGGCCUGUCUCUACUCUCCAACCUAUGUAGUCAAAGAUUUUCCUAUCGCCAGAUACCAGGGCCUGCAAUUUGUCUAUCUGUCCUUCGUUUACCCCAAUGACUUCACUCGUCUCACCCACAUGGAGCGAGAGAACAAGUGUUUCUACAGAGAGUCCCCUAUCUACUUGGAGAAGUUUGGUUUCUACAAAUAUAUGAAGAUGGAUGAGGAGGAAGAUGACAGACCGUUCUUCUUCCCUAACCCAGAUGAUUUCCUAGAGGAAGAGGAGGUGGUGGAUGUAGAGGACGAGGCAGAGAUUGUUGGCACACAGUCCCCCAAAAAGCCUUCUCAUCCCAGCCAGACCAGCCACACCUCCAAUCCCUCCCAUCAGCACUCAAAGCCUGCUCCAACACCAGCUGGCAGAGAAGGGGAAGAAGAGGAGGAGGACCCUGAUGAGGAGGAGGAGGGAGCAGUCAACAGUAUCAUACGCCACAGAGAAAGGAGACACUUUCCUCGCAGAGAUGGACAGAUGGGUAGGGAUUUGGACAGAGACUGGGGAAGAGAUCAUACAAACAUGAGACAAAAUGCCAGGAAGGGACUUGAAGAGCCCCAACCCAGGGUGCUUCAGCCUGACAUGGACAGCGUGGUCCGGGGUCGCUCCUUGUCUUGGAUCCGUACAGGUCCAGCAGAGUUGAGCCCUGGCAGGAAAGGAGGGGCAGCAGGUGGUGGAGGAGGAGGAGGAGGAGGAGAGAAGGGAGUUGAAACUCCUCCUAAACUGAGCAAGUCUUCACUCCUUUUCCCCCAGAAGUCCUCCCUCUCUGCCCUUGCCAGCCGAGCCAAGCAGAUCCUCAGCAAUUCCGCCCAUAGCAACAACUUCCACGAUAACAACAACAACAACAAGCUUGCUGGAAACAAGAAGGAGAAGAGGGAGGAGAACAAGAUCUACAUCACCAGGCCUCGACCUGCCAAGGAGCGAGAGAGGGACAGAGAGAGGGAGCGGGAGCAGCGUCGAGAGCGGAGGGAGGAGAGGGCUUCUCGCCAUCCUCGAGAGGUGUUCCCGGGGGUCUUUCUGUACCAAACUGGAAAGACCACAAGGCUGGUAAACCUGGGUGCUAAAGGACAUGCUGGGGGAAGCAUAACAGGAGGAAGGAGUCUUGUUAGUGCCCCUCAGCUCUGGCCCAACCCCCCCACAAAAGAAGGUAAGACAUCUCCUCAAAAUGGAAGCAUCAGCAUACAGAAUGAAAGUGUACAGAAGUCUGGCAGCAGGGCAGCAGGUGAGAACCAUCCAGAGAAAAGCAAGAGGAAAGGGGAGCAUUGGGAUUUGAAGACUACUAUCACUGCUGAUGUACCCAGCAAAGGUGACCUGUUAACCCCACUUUCCCAUCAUCAAGAUCCCCCUCCAGUUACCCAGCAAAGGUUAAACGCCACAGAAAACACACUCCAAGGUCAAACACGAGUCACCUCUUACCUCAGGACCUCUGAGAUCACAGAGUCCCAGCAGCAGCCGGAUCCGGACCCCAACCCGGCAGAGCUCGACCAGGAUACAAACCGCUCUAAUCCUGACGCCGACCCCGAUCCCGAGCCAGAACCAGAGGAGGGCGAGAUGUCGGACUACAGCUACGAGGAGGUCGAGGCUCGGCCAGGUUGGGCAGAGGAAAGCAUCAAUUGGCAGAGGACCUUCUCAGUCAACCCGAUGGACUUUGAGCUGCUGCGCUCUGACUGGAAUGACCUUCGCUGCAACGUGUCGGGUAACCUCCAGCUGGCAGAGAGUGAGGUGGUGGACGUGCUGGCACAGUACAUGGAGAAACUCAACGAACGCAACGGAGGGAUCUACACCCUGCUGAGGAUCGUCAACGUUGAGAAGCGGCGCGAUUCAGCGAGAGGGAACCGUUACUUGGUGGAGCUGGAGCUAAUGGAGAGAGGCCGCAGCGUGGUGCGUCUGUCAGAAUACAUUUACCUGCUGCUCCACCGCAGCAGGCAGGGAGAGGAAAGUCUAGAGAACACUGACUUUGCCCCGGCCUCUGCACCCGCUUCGGCUCCGUCUGCUGCCACGUCCAGCCUCAUCACUCCGCCGCCCCCUCCCUCCACGAGGUCCCCCGCCCGGCCCGGAGCGACCCCCUGGAGCACUGCCUAUGCUAAGCCUCUGCUCUGCCAGCCAGUCAUGCUACAGUGGAGGAGAGAUGUCAUGGUGCACUUUGUGGUACCAGUGAAAAACCAGGCUCGCUGGGUACAGCAGUUUAUCUCCGACAUGGAGAAUCUUCAUCGCCAGACAAAGGAUGACAAUUUCAGCAUCAUCAUUGUCGACUUUGAGAGCGAAGACAUGGACGUGGAGCAGGCACUAAGAGAGAGCACUGUGCCAAGAUAUGAGUAUCUAAGGAGAGAAGGCAACUUCGAGCGCUCAGCCGGACUGCAGAUCGGAGUGGACACUAUUGAGGAUAGUCACAGCAUUGUGUUCCUGUGUGAUCUGCACAUCCACUUCCCUCUCAACAUCUUGGAAAGCAUCAGGAAGCACUGCGUGGAGGGACGCCUCGCCUUCGCUCCCAUUGUCAUGAGACUCGGCUGCGGCAGUUCGCCACAUGAGCCUGAUGGUUACUGGGAGGUGAACGGCUUCGGCCUGUUUGGAAUAUAUAAGUCUGAUUUUGAUAAGAUCGGAGGGAUGAACACGGAGGAAUUCAAAGACCGCUGGGGUGGAGAGGACUGGGAGCUGCUAGACAGGGUACUGCAGAAUGGUUUGGAGGUGGAGAGACUACGCUUGAGGAACUUCUUUCACUACUACCACUCCAAACGAGGCAUGUGGAACGCCCAAAACAAGAAAACCCCAAAGGGGUAGCGCCCCCCCUGCUGGUCGGAGGAUUUCUGAACCUACCUGCAGAUCCACUGUGUGUGAGAGAGAGACCUGUGGGAGCUCGCUCACUGCCUGAACUCUGCCUUUUUUUGAAACGGGCUCCUCUCUGGGACGCCCCCGUUUCGCCAUUGGCCCCUCUUGUAUGCUUGUCUGUAUGAGGAAACAGAGUCCAAAUCUGAAUUGUACAAGCGAGCCGUUUACGCAGAUAGACCUGAGUCAUCACUUUGCCUCACUGACUGAACUACUGUACAGAGAGAAGAGAGUUAUUUUUGUUCUCCUUCUCUCUGUCCUUUUUUUUGGUGCAAUGUUUUCAGACAGACUGGGAAAGCAGCUGUUUUUUGUGUGAGUGUGGUUGUGUGUAUGCGUGGGUAUGUACAUAUAUAGGUGUAUGUGGGUGUGUUGCCGCUUGUGUGUGCUCAUGGUGACAGGAAGCACCUUUUUCUAACAAGGAGAUGUGAAGACAACCUAAGAUCUUUUUUUCUAACACGCUCUCACGUGGGAGCCUAAUAGAAUGUGUGUCAACAUGUUAUUGAGAUAGAGUCAGGCAUGGUGGCGUAGAUCGAGUAGAGGAACUGUCUUUGGUAAAACACUAUUUCUAAAUAUCAACUACUACACGUUGGAUAUCAUUAAUCAGUAUGACAGAGGUGCUGAAGUUCUCCUGGUAUUACAAAACAAAGAAGGUUUUUUGAAUCAUGGAAGCCCCCUUUCUGAAUCGAUACUGACAGAUACAUCAUCUUUAUCUCUCUUUCUGUCCCUUCAACUCAUUUCUGCCUCUGUCUGUUUCAGUGUCAUGCUGAUUUGUGCAUUUUUAUCUGUUGAAGCAUCAGUUUUAUGUACGACACCCAUAUUAAUGCUAGCUAUCGGAUAUGACUUGAUUUUGUUUCAUCAACUGGAGUUUGUUCUGCUGUUAAUUAUUUUUAAGGAGCUCUCAUGUGUUCUGACAGUGUGGAUGCACUACCAUUUAAGGUGCUAUUUUCUGUUCUGAAACACUGAAUUUGUGAACAGUUUUACACCUGUCAGCUCUACUGACGGUAUCCAUUCCCUCCACAUCUCUAACCUCAUUGUCAGCUGUAACAGGAGGGAAGCAGAGGGCGACAACAGCUGUCUGACAUCUCAUUUUUACACUGUCACACCAUUGUAUCAAGCAUUUUUCAGAGCUGUGAGUUGCAUUUUUAGAUAUUAGAAUUUGAGGGAUUAAAACGUCGUCUCUCAUAUUCAAAUACAACCGAGACAGGGAAAGGUUAGCUAUCGAAAACAGACACUCUUCUUUUAAGCUUGUACACAGCUCCAACAAGAAGGGAGACAAGUUCAUGUGUUGGACACGACGUGGUGAGGCAUGGCUGUUUCACAAAUGUGUGCCUUUUAUCAGGGUUUGGCUGCGGGCAGUUUUUAAACUAAUGACAGAAGAGGGCAGGGACAGACAGAAAUACACAGUUAUUUAUCAGCAGGCUGUAACGUCACUGUACAUUCAGAUACACUGUAAAAGAGGGAAAUAUGGUUUUCUUCAAUGGAUUACAGAUGUUUCAGUGUAUUUAUUAUAUUACCUUAGAAGCAGGAAAGAGCGGUCUUUACAAGCUAGUUACCCCGUUAGUGAGAAACACAGAGAUGGUAAUAAUGACUACUGAGUGAAGUCAGGAGGUGCGAUGGAGACUCACUGGCAGCUGCAGUCCAGCAGGACCCCACCUGCUCCCAUUAGUUUGGCUGGAGGCCGGGCUCUUAAUGCCUCUGUUUAUGCAACAUGGUACUUAUAUUGAUGGGGAGCGGCUGGAGGGCUCAAGGCUGGCUGAACAUAUAUGUGGAUGGGAGUUAAUGAUCUGUUAUUGACUACAUGAUUGUCAAAAAUGCCCUCCAAGACCCUUUCUUUGCCUCUACAGGAAAAAAGGUCUAUACUGUACGUCAUUUAACACUGACAUGGGACUAUUUAAAGAACAAAAGAAACACAUUAAAUAUAAGACUAUAUAUAUAAGAAACAUAAAAAUGAAAAAUAGGAAUAUACAUUCCAUGGUAAUUUCUGUGAAAUUGUUUUGUAGAGAAAAGGUUUUAAGAAUGUAUUGUACUUUUAUUUUGAUUUGUUGGGUUUUUGCAAAUAAAAUUUUAUGCUUACGUCCA